GAUUUUUAAAGCAUUAAGAUCGUUUUUGAUCGUGAAACCUCUUCGAUACUAUUUACCAAUAAAAUGACUACUCCCUUUUAUUGAUAGCAACAACCAAUGAAAAGUAAGCUGUUGAGAAAUAUCAACAAAGCUAUCCGGAGUUGUGUGUCAACUUGAUUGAAGUUGUCUCAUGUGAUGGAUAAAGUAAAAGAAGAGGCGGAGAGAUACAGUGGGUAUGUCCGGGAGAAGCUGGGUGACAUCCUGUCGUCUGCUGUAGCAGACGUCGCUAAGGAGCGACCAGACGACCCGAUAGAUUACCUGGCCCAUCGGUUGUACAGCACGGCGACGCAACGCAACACAGCAACAUGUGCAGCAAGAACAGAAGCAACCUUUGCAAGACCAGCUCUUACAGUUCUGAAACCUAGACAUGGCUACGGGACUCGUGUUACAAAGUCGAGACUUUCUAGAUGCAGGCUAGAAAAUGAAAUGUCCCUGAUUCAAGUGAAAAAUGACAAGAAAACGGAGGAAAAAACAGAAAUGAAGAAUUCUUCAAAUAUCAAUACGGAAAAAUCCUCUCCAAAACAAACCACAAAUUCUUAUCAAAAAUUGGGACUUAAUGAAAGGGGACAUUUACCGAUACCAACUAAAGGAAACAAUUCAACAGUGACAAACAGUGUACCGGGAAUUGCAGGAUCAGUGCUAAAGACACAAGAAGAUGACGGCACUAAGUCACAAAAUCACAGAGGACAGUUUUACACGACGGACGAUGAAGGUUUUAUUGAGGACUCGAUGUCGUUUGGUAAUCCCUCAAAACCCAUGUUUGUUCACCAGUCUUUCAAACACGUUCUGCGAGACGUCCACUGUGAUCUGUUUGACGAUAACGAUUUGACCUGAACAGAAAAAUAAAUAUUGAAACAGCUUCUUGUUUAUUUUAGUUUUGUUCCUAUACAUUGACCAUAAGUUGUUUAUUUCUCUAUUCACAUUCAUGCACAUUGAAAACGUUUAUCGAGCAGUUUCUCCUUUUUU
Messenger RNA from Saccostrea cuccullata (small rock oyster), 1005 nucleotides. RefSeq lists its product as uncharacterized. Bases 175 to 873 code for a protein of 232 amino acids. The transcript has 3 exons. NCBI's taxonomy places the organism in Eukaryota, Metazoa, Mollusca, Bivalvia, Ostreida, Ostreidae. The record is from RefSeq and is a predicted model, not a curated record.